Magallana angulata is the source of this 1436-nucleotide messenger RNA. Its product is annotated as procathepsin L-like. The record is from RefSeq and is a predicted model, not a curated record. The coding region runs from base 204 to 1190 and encodes 328 amino acids. Gene Ontology annotation, cellular component: lysosome. Gene Ontology annotation, molecular function: cysteine-type endopeptidase activity. Lineage: Eukaryota; Metazoa; Mollusca; Bivalvia; Ostreida; Ostreidae. The transcript is spliced from 8 exons.
AAUUAUAGAAAAAUCGCAAACCACUGAAUAUGCAAAUGACCUUUAUUCAAUGAAAUUUGUAGCUCGUGCCGAUUUCAAAUGUCGAGAAAUUUUAAUAUUUCCUGAUCAUAACCCGUGAAUCAUGAUCAUUUGACUGUGUGCAUCAGACGAUAUAACUUCCUGUAUUUGUGACCGUUUCUUUAAACUUCCUGUCCUAAACGAUCAUGGUGUUUAAAUACCUGUUGGUAUUAGUGUGUUGUGUGUACGCUAGCUAUGGUCGACUUUCCGAGCUCUUCCUGGAUAAAGAAUGGGAAGAAUUCAAGCAAAUUCACAACAAAAUCUACUCAAAGCAAGAGGAAAACAGGAGGAGACUGAUUUGGCAAAAGAAUAUUGAUAAAAUCACUGAACACAAUAUGGAGGCUGACAAUGGUCACCACAGCUACAGACUCGGGAUGAACGAGUUCGGGGAUAUGACAAGUGAGGAAAUGGCAGCGAUGUUGAACGGAGCGAGAGGACACAGUGUUGUCAAUGGCAGCACAUUUCUCCCGCCAAACAAUCUGCAGCUACCAGACACAGUGGACUGGUCAAAGGAAGGUUACGUAACUCCAGUCAAAAACCAGGGGCAGUGUGGAUCUUGUUGGGCUUUUUCGACCACUGGGGGACUGGAAGGGCAACAUUACCGAAAAACAGGAAAAUUGGUGUCUCUAUCAGAGCAAAACCUGCUUGAUUGUAGUAAAGAAAACAUGGGAUGUAACGGAGGACUUCCACAGAAAGCCUACAAAUACAUAAAAGAAAACGGAGGAAUUGAUACAGAGGAAUCUUAUCCCUAUCUUGCAAAGAAAGAAACCUGCUCAUUUCGUCCGUCGGAAGUCGGGGCUACCUGCUCUGGUUUCGUCCAAGUACCUGCUGGUGACGAGCUGGCCCUUAAGAAAGCAGUGGCCAGUGUGGGUCCAAUCACGGUAUGUAUUGACGCCAGUCAACCCUCGUUCCAACUGUACAAGGGAGGGAUGUAUGACGAGCAAUCCUGCAAUCCAAUCGUGUUUGACCACGCUGUCCUGAUUGUUGGGUACGGAGUGUAUCAAGGCAAGGACUACUGGCUGGUCAAGAACAGCUGGGGAACGUCUUGGGGAAUGGAUGGCUACAUCAUGAUGUCUCGAAACCAAAAUAACCAAUGUGGAAUUGCUAACCAUGCCGUUUAUCCUACUGUGUAGGACAGACAAUUCAUCAACAGAUCAAUAUUGCCCGGGCUCAGGAAAGUUUGUUAAAAAACUGACCCGAAUAAAAUAUUGAAUCAAACUAUAGAUUUAUAUUGUCACUUAUAACUCGAAUAAUGCCUGCGUUAUUGGAAUUGCCACUUCACUUAUUGUUUCACUGGGAAGGCUAUUUUGAUCUUUUAAAAUCUAAAAGGAUGCUUUGUUCUUGUAUCAUUCUAUCACAAUAAAAUGUACUUUUUGCUU